This is a messenger RNA of Aspergillus tanneri, 1371 nucleotides long. RefSeq lists its product as uncharacterized. Bases 1 to 1371 code for a protein of 456 amino acids. Lineage: Eukaryota; Fungi; Ascomycota; Eurotiomycetes; Eurotiales; Aspergillaceae. The transcript is spliced from 3 exons. The record is from RefSeq and is a predicted model, not a curated record.
AUGACAUACUACGGCGGUCGCCAUCACUACCGCCAAUCUCGACACAACUACCCACAGUCCAGCUAUUCCAAAGAAUACGAUGGUCCCCACGAUGAUCGAACUCCCCAGUUGGGUGUUGUUCGUCGUCGUAAUGGAAGCGAUGACUCCAUCGAGGGAGCCUACGGCGACUACCCCCUAGGGGGCUAUGGCUACGAGUAUGGCUACGGGCAUCCGCAUCCUCGCCUGUCUCGAGUAGCCAGCGUCCGAGAUAGUGUACGCCGAUCUCAUUCUAUGGGAGACCGCGAUCCCUAUUAUAGUGACUUGGACUACUCUCGUUCACGCCGUAGUCGGCGAUCCAGGCACAAUGAUGAUCGACGCCACCUUCAUAGACACCCCGCGCGCUCACCCUCUAUCAGCCACUCCUCACCCCCUCGUCGCCGCAAGUCCCUCUCCGAUCAGGCUCUGGGUGUUCUAGGUCUUGACACCGCUGCUUCGUCGGCGUCGAAGCACCGCGACCGCAGCCGUGGCCGUUCUCGUCGCCAUAGGUCUGACUCCUACUCGCCAUCUCCCACUCGGAGCCGAAAUCGUCGCCACGGAGACAAGGGCGAUCAGCGAAUCGCUCAGGCUGUCAAGGCAGCUCUAACUGCAGGCGCAGUAGAAGCUUUCCGAUCGCGUAAAGAGCCGGGCGAUUGGACUGGUGCAAAAGGGAAACGGGUCCUGACCGCUGCGAUUACCGCCGGAGGGGCUGAUGGAUUGGUGGACCGUGAUGCUAAAAAGCACGCGAAGCGGCAUGUUGUUGAAUCCACCUUGGCGGGGCUUGCUAUGAACCAUCUCAUGAACGGAUCGAGCUCCCGAUCCCGGUCAAAGCACCGUGGACGCUCCAAAGGCCGAGGAAGCGGCCUUGGAGACCUUGCCGCCUCGGGGGCCUUGGCUGCAGCAGGAAAGGAAGCGUACAGUCGAUUCCGGUCCAAGUCUCGUCAUCGGGGCCGUUCUGUGUCGCAGGAUAGCUAUGAGGACCAGCCACAACGGUCAAAAAAGCGCAGUAAGAGUGUGUCCGACUAUAUCAACCGCGGUAUGGAAGCCCUAGGCCUUGAGGACAAGAAUAAGGAUGAUCGGAGAGACCGCCGCCGUGACCGGCAACACCAUGAGGACUAUUCGGACGAUGACUAUGACAGUGGCAACAGGUCUAGACGAUAUGGGAGCCCUAGGAGCUCUAGGCACACUAGAGAUGUAGGUCGACCCUCCUACCCCAGUGACGCUCGCAGAGAACCCCUUCCACUGUGGUCAUCACACUAUCCGGACCCAGCGGAGAAGGUGGCCAUAACCAAUCCCAAGAUCGUCACUACAGUUACCGAUGAGGAGAAAACGAACGCUCCCGCGAAACCCUACUAG